AUGUCCCAGCUGUACUACAAGAAGACAGACAGCUCCUCAUACUGCGACCGCAUCCCCCUACGCAUCGUGCGGGCCGAGUCGGAGCUCUCGGCCCUGGAGAGGGCCUACCUCGGGGCGGUGGGCAAGGGCGACUACGCCACGGUGAAGGAGGCCCUAGAGGAGGCCGAGAUCUACUUCUGCAUCAACAUUGACUGCGUGGACUCCCUGGGGCGCACUGCGCUGCUCAUUGCCAUCGAGAACGAGAACCUGGAGAUCGUGGAGCUGCUGCUCAGCUAUAACGUGCAUGUGGGCGACGCCCUGCUGCACGCCAUCCGCAAGGAGGUGGUGGGCGCCGUCGAGCUGCUGCUCAACCACAAGAAGCCAAGUGGUGAAAAACAGCUCCCACCCAUUCUGCUGGACAAACAGUUUUCGGACUUUACCCCUGACAUCACUCCGAUCAUCCUGGCAGCCCACACCAACAACUACGAGAUCAUCAAACUACUUGUGCAGCGAGGCGUAAACAUACCUCAGCCGCACGCCGUGCUGUGCGACUGCCUGGAGUGCGUGUCCAGUUUGGACGUGGACGGCCUGCGCCACUCGCACUCCCGCCUCAACAUCUACAAGGCAUUGGCCAGCCCGUCGCUAAUCGCCCUGUCCAGCGAGGAUCCGUUCCUCACGGCCUUUCAGCUCAGCUGGGAGCUGAAGGAGCUCAGCAGGGUGGAGAACGAGUUCAAGUCAGAGUAUGAGGCGCUGUCGCAUACGUGUAAACAAUUUGCAAAGGACCUCUUGGACCAGACCAGGAGCUCCAAGGAGCUGGAAAUCAUCCUUAACUACCGUGAUGACAUCAACCCACUGCUGGAUGAGAACACUAACGAUCUGGCGCGGGUCAAAUUGGCUAUCAAAUACUGCCAGAAAGAGUUUGUCGCCCAGCCCAACUGUCAGCAGCUGCUGGCCUCCCGGUGGUAUGAUGAGAUCCCGGGCUGGAGGAGGCGUCACUGGGCAGUCAAGCUCAUCACGUGUAUACUCAUCGGGCUCCUCUUCCCCGUGUUAUCCAUCUUAUACUUGGUCUCUCCGAAAAGCCGUUAUGGCUUAUUCAUCCGCAAGCCCUUUAUCAAGUUCAUCUGUCACGCCGCUUCCUACUUGACAUUCCUGUUCCUGCUCCUCUUGGCAUCGCAGCACAUCGAAGCCCCGCAGCGUGACCUUCAGGGCCCAGCGCCAACCGUUGUGGAAUGGAUGAUCUUACCCUGGGUCAUCGGGUUCAUCUGGACAGAGAUCAAGCAGAUGUGGGAUAGCGGUUUCCAAGACUACAUGGACGACUGGUGGAACAUAAUGGACUUCAUUAUGAACGCAUUGUAUCUUGCAACCAUUUCCCUGAAGAUUGUUGCCUAUUCAAAGUAUAGUGGGCACAAACCCCGAUGCAGCUGGGAAAUGUGGCACCCGACCCUCAUAGCCGAGGCGUUGUUUGCCAUCGCCAAUAUCUUCAGCUCCCUGCGCCUCAUCUGCCUUUUCACCGCCAAUUCCCAUCUGGGCCCGCUGCAAAUCUCGCUGGGCCGCAUGCUCCUCGACAUCCUGAAGUUCCUCUUCAUCUACUGUCUGGUGCUGCUGGCCUUCGCCAACGGCCUCAACCAGCUCUACCUUAACUACAAAACCGACGAGGGCAGCAACUGCAAGGGUAUUCGUUGCAUGCAGCAAAACAACGCGUUCUCGACGUUAUUCGAGACACUGCAGUCAUUAUUCUGGUCUGUGUUUGGCCUCAUUUCCCUGUAUGUGACACGAGUAAAGCCGGACCACGAAUUUACGGAGUUUGUUGGAACCACCAUGUUCGGCACGUACAACAUCAUCUCCCUGGUUGUGCUGCUGAACAUGUUAAUUGCCAUGAUGAACAACUCGUACCAGCACAUUGCCGAUCAUGCGGAUAUAGAGUGGAAAUUUGCCAGAACUAAAUUAUGGAUGAGCUACUUUGAAGAGGGAGGAACUUUGCCAUCUCCGUUCAACAUAAUACCCAGUCCCAAGUCAUUUUAUUAUCUGACAGGAUGGAUACAAGCGCGUGUAUUUCGGAGGCCAAGCUUAAAAAGACUCGCAACCUUUGAAAGUUUGGGGAGGCGUGCAGCAGACAAUGUCAGACUAAACCACGAGUAUCAGGAGGCGAGUGAGCGCGGCAAUAUAAAAACUCCCACUCUGAGUGGAGCCCUCCUCACUUGGGGUCUGGAAGGGGUACGAGCCAGGAAGCCAAGGAUGAAGCUCCUCUUCGCGGCCACCUUUGCACUCUUUGUGCUCUCAUCCUCGUUGGACGAGGCGCACUCGUCGCCCUACGACAAGAUAGUGGCGCACAGUCGCAUCCGGGCGAGGAACCAAGGGCCCAAUGUGUGCGCCUUGCAGCAAGUCAUGGGGACCAGGAAGAAGUACUUCAGCACUUGUCGCAAUUGGUACCAAGGCGCCAUCUGUGGAAAGAAAGCGACCGUCCUUUACGAGUGCUGCCCAGGCUACAUGAAACUGGAUGGAAUGCGCGGUUGCCCUGCAGUGGCCCCGAUCGACCAUGUGUAUGGCACAUUGGGCAUGGUGAAGGCCCAUUCCACACAAAGAUACGCUGACGUGUCCAAGCUAAGGGGUGAGAUCGAGGGAUCUGGCUCGUACACCUUCUUUGCGCCCAGCAAUGACGCCUGGGAGCUUUUGGAUGAGAGCAUGCGGACUGCGCUUGUGAGCAACAUCAACAUUGAGCUGUACAACGCCUUGCAUUACCACAUGGUCAACCAGCGCCUCCUGACCAAAGACUUACGCAACGGCAUCACAGUCACCUCCAUGUACAACGACCUGGGUCUUCUCAUCAAUCACUACUCCAACGGGGUGGUGACCGUCAACUGCGCUAGGAUCAUCCACGGCAACCAGGUGGCCACCAACGGCGUUGUCCAUGUGAUCGACCGCGUCAUCAGCGCCGUCGGGACCACCAUUCAGGACGUUAUUGAGGUUGACGAUGACCUGUCCACACUGAGUGAUAUUGCCCAAAACUCUGGAUUGCUGGACAAGCUGGGUCAGCCCGGACAUUUCACUCUAUUCGCCCCCACCAACGAAGCCUUUGCCAAGCUAGGAGGUGACGUGCUGGAAAGGCUCCAGAGCGACAAGCACGUCCUCCAAGCUCUUCUGAAUUUCCACCUCCUGGACUCGGUGCAGUGCUCCGAGGCCAUCAUGGCCGGCACUUCUUAUGAAACUCUGGAGGGCAACAACAUUGUAAUCGGCUGUGACGGCGAGAGCUUGACUGUCAAUGGCAUUAAGAUGGUUCGCAAGAAGGACAUUGUCACAACCAACGGCGUCAUCCACCUCAUUGAUCAAGUGCUCAUGCCAGACUCAGCUAAACAGGUGAUGGAAUUGGUGGGAAGCUCCCAGUCCACCUUUGGCGACAUGGUGUCAGAGCUGGGUCUCUCUGCUGCCAUGAGGCCUGAGGCCGAGUACACUCUCCUGGCCCCCCUCAACACCGCCUUCAACGAUGAGGUGAUGUCCAUGGAUCAAAGGAUGCUCAAGUUUAUCCUGGAGAACCACAUCCUGAAGAAAAAGAUCAUCCUCGGACAGCUUUACAAUGGCCAGACACUGGAGACAAUUGGCGGGAAGCUUCUGAGGGUCUUCAUCUAUCGCACUGCCGUGUGCAUCGAGAACUCCUGCCUUAUCAGAGGUAGCAAGGAGGGAAGCAACGGAGCGCUCCAUCUCAUGAGGAGCUUCCUCAAACCGGCCGAAAAAUCCGUGUAUGAGAUUCUGCGAGAUAAUGGCGGGUUCAAGAUCUUUUUGUCUCUGAUGGAAGACGCCGGACUGACUGAGUUGUUGAGACAAGAGGGAGACUUCACCUUAUUCGCCCCUACCGACAAGGCUUUUGCUGGUUUGAAAGAGAGAGAUUUCACUCUGCUGAAGAGUGACGUAAAUGCUCUGCGUACCAUCCUUCUGUACCACAUCAAUAAUGGCAUUUUCAUUGGUGGCGGUUUGGAGACUGGAGUGACGAACCUUCUCAAGUCCCUGCAAGGCAGCAACCUCAAAGUGAUGUUUGCAAACGACACCAUGCGAGUCAAUUCAGUCCAAAUCCCCGACUCUGACAUCAUGGCCACAAAUGGAGUCAUUCACUCUGUCAACCAACUCUUGUAUCCCGCAGAUAUCCCUGUUGGAAGCCAGGAUCUCCUCUCGCUACUGAAGAGGCUCAUUACCUAUAUACAGAUUAAGUACAUUCCAGGCUUCAGAUACCAGGAAAUCCCCCUCACGUUUUUGAAGAAGAUCAUCACACAAGUUGUUGAAGCUCCCGACGUGACCAAAGUGACGAGGGUCAUCCAACAGGAGCCGUCCAUCACCAAAGUGACCAGGGUCAUUGAACGUGAACCGACCAUCACCAAAGUCACCAGAGUUGUCUCAGGACCUCAGUCCUCAGUCAGCACUGGCACCUCCCACGUUGCAGUGGACGGAACUAACCUUGCAGAAAUCUCUACCAUCGAAAAGGAUACAAAUUUCGAUGGCGACCGACUUGUCAAAAUGAUCAAAGAGGGCGCUUCAAGGAGAAAACCUACCCGAAGAGUUUUAGCUGGCAUCAGGCGAAGGGGAAGGGACUUAGCCUCGACGAAGGGGAGUGACCGGAAUUAAAGCAGCAAGGCUUCAAAGCACAGCAGGUUGAAAGUGGCUUGCCGACACAGGGACGCACUUUAAAUGUCAUUUCAAGUAUACUCUUGAUGAAAAAAAAUUGUUCCGGUAAGCAAGCUCGACGGCACGUUGAAUGCAUGUCCACUUUAAGGAUCUCAGAUGCAAGCAAAAGAACAUUCAUUCUGACUUCAACACGAGCCAUUAGUGUAGCAAUAAAAGAAAAGAAACUAGAGUUAGUUACUAUACUUUUUCCCUGUGUCCUUUGCCGCAGUCAAAGCAAUGAAACACAAGUAGAAGAUUUUGUAAAUCCAAGCAUGAUAAAUAAGUCGAUAAAUGUUUUCAGACCCUGAA
Phycodurus eques (leafy seadragon) is the source of this 4938-nucleotide messenger RNA. RefSeq names its product short transient receptor potential channel 4-like. Gene Ontology annotation, cellular component: membrane; cation channel complex. The coding region runs from base 1 to 4590 and encodes 1529 amino acids. Gene Ontology annotation, molecular function: protein binding; inositol 1,4,5 trisphosphate binding; store-operated calcium channel activity. Gene Ontology annotation, biological process: manganese ion transport; calcium ion transmembrane transport; regulation of cytosolic calcium ion concentration. The transcript has 30 exons. NCBI's taxonomy places the organism in Eukaryota, Metazoa, Chordata, Actinopteri, Syngnathiformes, Syngnathidae. The record is from RefSeq and is a predicted model, not a curated record.